Salvia miltiorrhiza (redroot sage) is the source of this 888-nucleotide messenger RNA. RefSeq names its product kirola-like. The coding region runs from base 205 to 663 and encodes 152 amino acids. NCBI's taxonomy places the organism in Eukaryota, Viridiplantae, Streptophyta, Magnoliopsida, Lamiales, Lamiaceae. The transcript has 2 exons. The record is from RefSeq and is a predicted model, not a curated record. Gene Ontology annotation, biological process: defense response.
GCCUAUAUAUAAAGCAAAGAUUGCUGGAACUUUCUCUACACCCUUCUUUCGACUCAUACAUAUAUAUUUAUUUUUGAGAUAUUCCACUCAUAAAUAUAAUACAUAUAGUUUUCAUUUGAUACUUCCCUUAUAUAUUAUAUAUUAUAUAUAUAAUAUAUAUAUAUAUAUAUUACAAUUAAUUAAUUUAAUUAGUGAGAUUUGGAGAUGGGGUUACAUGGGAAAUUAGUUGCAGCAAUUGAAUUCAAAGCUGGUGGAGAUGUUUUCCACGACUUUUUCAGACACACACCACAUGAAGUUCCGACAGCCACUCAAUACGUUCACGGUUGUGAUCUAAUCGAGGGUGAAUUUGGGCAUGCUGGUUCCAUCAUUUGCUGGACUUAUACCCAUGAUGGGAAACGGAGGAAAGCAAAAGAACUGGUGGAGAUAGUUGAUGAAGAGAAGAAGUUGAUUGUGUUGAGGGUGCUUGAAGGAGACUUGUUGGAGCUUUACAAAACCUUUGUUGUUACAUCUCAUGUAGAGAAAAAGGGAGAAGAUAUUGAUUUGGUGACGUGGACUUUAGAGUAUGAGAUGCUCAAUGAAGAUGUGGAGCAUCCCAUCACAUUACUCUCCUACUUCAUCGACAUCACCAAAGACAUGGAAUCUCAUCUCGUUGCCAAAGCUUGAAACAUUCCAACUCUCCAACUUCAUGAGUAAUAAGUCUUUGUUGAUGCAUGUGUGUUGCCUCCCUCAAUGAGUGGGUAAUAAUUAAGCCUUUGUUGAUGCAUGUGUGUUGCCUCAUUCAAUGAGUGUGUUUUUUCAAUAAUGUGGUGUCACCUUAUUUCAUGUAUUGAAACAUGUUGGAACUUUCAUUUAUAAAUAAUGUUAUGUAACACACAUGGGAUCUUACAA